AUGCAAUUAGUAUUUAUAUUUACAAUUAUAUUAUUAUGGUUUAUACAUAUUACUCAACAAUUUACUAUUCAUCGUAAAUAUUAUCCACAACAAAUACAAUUUUCAUCAAUUCCUGAACAAUUUAUUGAAGAAGUUGAUAAAGUUCAAGAAAUACAAGAUGAAGAACAUGAAUUAUCACAUCGUUCUAAACAUUUAACAGAUCAUCAAUCAUUAUUAACAACUUAUCGUAAUCCAUUUUCAUCAUUAUUAAAACGUAAACGUCAUUCAAAAUCAACAGAUUCACGUUUAUCUAUUAGAAAAGAUUUUAUUACGAAUAAUAAUAAUGAUUCAAAAUGUGGUUUAAUGUGUCAUUUAUUAUGUCGUCCCGGUUGUUCUAAAAUUUGUUAUUCAUCUUGUACUUAA
This is a messenger RNA of Schistosoma spindalis, 402 nucleotides long. NCBI's taxonomy places the organism in Eukaryota, Metazoa, Platyhelminthes, Trematoda, Strigeidida, Schistosomatidae. The record is from the annotation of a GenBank genome assembly.